Molecule: messenger RNA, 840 nt
Organism: Symbiodinium sp. CCMP2592
Lineage: Eukaryota; Dinophyceae; Suessiales; Symbiodiniaceae
Source: the annotation of a GenBank genome assembly
AUGGAGGCGGCAGCUUGUCCCUACAUCGUUCGCUAUUAUUCCUCUUGGGUGGAGGACAGCCGGCUGCACAUCCAGACCGAGCUAUGUCAGUGCUCCUUGCGUGACAAACUGUCGGAGCACCAGCAGGACUGCGCAGACCCGCGCUUUCAGGAAGGUGAGCUGAUUGAGGUUUUGCAACAUGUGGCCAGUGGGCUGAAGAAGCUGCACGGCCUGAGCAUCGUGCACUUGGACAUCAAACCGGACAACAUCCUUCUCAGUCGGGGAGAGCCAGGCUAUUUCAAAAUCGCAGACCUCGGAUUGGCAGCAGCUGCGAUAGGUGCAAGGUGCGAUGAUAUCACUGAAGGAGAUUGCCGCUAUCUUGCUAAAGAGGUAUUGCAAGGCGACUUUGCAGAUCUUCCUAAAGCAGAUGUGUUUUCCCUGGGCCUUGUCCUUUAUGAACUGGGCACCAACCCGAACUGCCUUCCAAGCAACGGCCCAGGGUGGCACAGUCUCCGUCGUUCCCUCGAGGUGGCUUUGCUGCCAGAGCUCUCGCCCAAGCUGCUCCAGCUCAUGCAAGACCUGGUUCAGCCUCGGAAGGAGCUCAGACCAACAUGCGAGGCAGUGCUGCAGAAGCUGCAAGAAGAUGCUGCUUUCUCGCAUCCGGAUCCAGUGCAGGUCCAGGCUUUGCAAGAUGAAGCCAGGCGAUGCCGAGAAGAGGCAAUGCGAAAUCGGCAGCGAGCAGACGAAUACUGGCAAGAGAUUCUCUGCCUCAAGAAGCAGGAGCUGAUGUACGGGAAGUCCGGGGCAGCACUAGGAGACGGCGCUCGUGUCCAACUUCGGCGCAGCAAGACGUCCUGCUGA